AUGAUUUAUCAUAAUUUUAUCAAUGUUGUUCGUGCAGCAAAUGAGACAUUUGAAAAGGUAGCAAGCUUUGGGCUUCAAGCUAAUAUGAAAUUGUACUUGAUAUUGGAAUAUAAUAUGGAUAGCGCAACUGGAGCUAUUGAAUUGUUUCAGUGGUCAGCCAUUUCAAAUCUCAUUACGAUCAUAGGGGCUUUCCUUUCUGAUUCUUACUUGGGCCGGUUUCGGGUGAUUGCAUAUGGGACUAUAAGCAGCCUUCUAGGAAUGAGCGUGUUAUGGUUGACAGCAAUUUUGCCACAAGCAAGGCCUCCACCUUGCAAGCAUAAUAAGGGAGGAGAAAAGUGUGUUUCCCCGAGUUCAGCACAGCUUGCACUUUUCUUCUCUGCGUUUGUUCUCAUGUCAGUAGGAGCCGGUGGCAUUAGGCCAUGUUCCUUGGCCGUUGGUGCUGACAAAUUUAACCAGCUGAUCUUACAAACCUUCUUCAAUUGGUAUUAUGAUUCAGUGGGAAUCUCAGUGAUGCUUGCAGCGACAGUAAUGGUUUGUAUUCAAAAUGCAAAAGGUUGGGUUGUGGGUUUUGGAAUUCCUGUUGUGCUCAUGUUGUUCUCUUCCACUAUGUUUUUCUUGGGUUCUCCUCUUUAUAUCAAGAUGAAGGCAAAGAGUAGCUUGCUUACUGGAUUUGCCCAAGUGAUUGUGGCAACUUGGAGAAACAGACACCUAUCCUUGCCAGAGCCACCAUUGGAAUCUGAUGGAUGGUACCAUCACAAGGCUUCAAAGCUGACCGCACCAACGGACAAUAUGAGGUUUCUAAACAAGGCUUGCAUCAUUGGAAACCCUUUGAAGGAUUUGGACUCAGAUGGCUUGGCUAUGGACCCCUGGAGUCUAUGCACAAUUACACAAGUAGAAGAGCUUAAAGCUCUUAUCAAAGUCCUCCCCAUUUGGUCCACUGGCAUACCAGUAGCUGUGACACUUAACGAACAUUCAUUUGGCGUGCUCCAAGCAAAAAUCAUGGACAGACGCUUUUUUCUUUCCAAGUUCAAAAUCCCACCAGCCUCCUUCAGCGUCUUUGGAAUCCUGAGUAUGACAGCAACCGUGGUCUUCUAUGUUCAAGUUCUAGUUCCCUUCCUAUCAAAGUUCACCAAAAGGAAACGGGGGCUUAGCCUUAGAGAACGCAUGGGGAUUGGUAUAGCAAUCUCAUGUCUAGCCACUGCAGUUUCAGCCAUUGUAAAAAGGAACAGUGGCAACUCCAAGAAUUUUUCUCAGAGUAUUCCUUGGGUCGUGGAAUUGUUGAAAGUUAUUUGGGGUUUUGAGGAGAGAGACUGA
Messenger RNA from Quercus robur (English oak), 1314 nucleotides. Its product is annotated as protein NRT1/ PTR FAMILY 1.2-like. The transcript is spliced from 5 exons. Gene Ontology annotation, biological process: transmembrane transport. Gene Ontology annotation, molecular function: transmembrane transporter activity. Bases 1 to 1314 code for a protein of 437 amino acids. The record is from RefSeq and is a predicted model, not a curated record. Gene Ontology annotation, cellular component: plasma membrane. Lineage: Eukaryota; Viridiplantae; Streptophyta; Magnoliopsida; Fagales; Fagaceae.